AUCCCGUCGGGUCCUGUUGUGUCCCACAUCUUGCAUCGUUCUCACCCCUCCCGUUUUCAUUUUCUCCUCAAAUCACCAUGGGUGUCGACGUCGCGACUACUCGCCCUGGCGAUGGCGUGAGCUUCCCCAAGACUGGCCAGACCGUGUUUGUGCACUACACGGGCACCCUGACCGACGGCAAGAAGUUCGACAGCUCCCGCGACCGUGGCGAGCCCUUCUCUUUCCGCCUGGGCAUGGGCGAGGUGAUCAAGGGCUGGGAUGAGGGCGUGGCCCAGAUGUCCAAGGGCCAGCGCGCCACCCUGACCAUCAGCCACGACUUCGCCUAUGGCCCCCGCGGCAUCCCCGGCGUGAUCCCUCCCUCGGCUACCCUGGUGUUCGAUGUUGAGCUGCUGGACUACAAGUAAAGCAUUUGGCUUUCGAUGUCCUCCCCCGAGUUGCAAGAACGAGAGGAUUUUGCAAGGCAGGAGGGAGCCGUGGAGCAACUGCCAAGUUGCAUGCCUGAGGCGCAGCCGCCAUGGAGCGGAUUACAGCGGUGGCGGUGAAUGGCGGGCGGCAAACAGGAGGGCUGGAAAUAAAUAAGGUGUCACGUGCCUUGGUGCGCGCGGGGUGCUCAUGUUGUUGGUGAAGUUGUCGAGGUCGAAUCAGACAGCUGCAAAAGCUCGCGUGUUCUUGAUUUGAUGGUAGUGUAACUUUCAAGCGGCUGGCCCUGUUGCACUGCGAAGGACGGCCUGGGGACACCUGAGGGAUGCAUGCAGACGCUGCUAAAGCACACCGUGUGGGUGUUCGGGCUUGCGCCUGUGCUUUUGGUUGCAUCUCUGGCUGUUAUCCUCUUCGUUUAUUUCUCCUUGGUUUUGCUGGCUUGAUGUUGCGUUGACGUCAUGCGUGGUGCCGUGUGGGCACCGCGAGUCGGUGGUGCGUGCGAUCCGCGUUGGUGGAAAUCAGCGUUUGUGGACGGUGGCCUCUUGUGAUGAGAGCGACACCCUGUAAAUAGUUUCGUGUACACA
Molecule: messenger RNA, 1004 nt
Organism: Chlamydomonas reinhardtii
Lineage: Eukaryota; Viridiplantae; Chlorophyta; Chlorophyceae; Chlamydomonadales; Chlamydomonadaceae
Exons: 4
Coding region: 78-404 (108 amino acids)
Molecular function (GO): peptidyl-prolyl cis-trans isomerase activity
Source: RefSeq, a predicted model, not a curated record